UACAUGUGGAACGAGAUGAUUACGAGCAUCAUUCAUCAAUCAAAUGUGAUGAAGCAGGUUCCUCGACCAUGUCGAACUAGACCAUUCUCUGGUCAUAUGCUUGUAGAAGAUAUGUUGGCUGGACAUCCUGAUCGUUCAUAUUCUUGUUUUCGAAUGAGUUCUGAGGCAAUUCUUUUGCUUAAAAAUGUUCUAAUUGAGAAGAAUGCUUUAAGGCCAACUAGAUAUUUAAGCUGCAAUGAACAACUUUGUAUAUUUCUCUACGGAAUUUCGCAUGCCCUUUCAAAUCGAGUAUUAGCUGAGAUAUUUCAACAUUCAGGAGAGACUAUUAGCAGGCAUUAUAAUAACGUGCUUAAUGCUAUUUUAUCUUUGAAACAAGAUUAUAUCCAGCUUCCAACGGCUGACGUAGACGUUCAUCCUAAGAUUCGAGAGAAUCCCAAUUUCUUCCCAUAUUUCAAGAAAGCAUUGGGAGCAAUUGAUGGAUCUCAUAUUCCUGUAAUUGUGAAGAAAAAGAAACACAACAGCAUCUGAUAUGUCAGUACUUCGUGCAACACUGGAAGAUGGUAAAUUUAAUGUUCCUGAAGAGAUGAAUGAGGAUGAAGAUGAGGUGGAGGAGGAAGAAGACCCCCAAUACAUGGUUGGUGCAGAUGAAAGUUUAAGGGGUGAGCAGCUUCGCAACAGGAUUGCUUUACAGCUUUGGAAUAAUUGAAAUAUGUAGUUGUCGAAUAUUGAAGUAUA
Asparagus officinalis (garden asparagus) is the source of this 735-nucleotide messenger RNA. RefSeq lists its product as uncharacterized. The coding region runs from base 4 to 528 and encodes 174 amino acids. The transcript is spliced from 4 exons. The record is from RefSeq and is a predicted model, not a curated record. Lineage: Eukaryota; Viridiplantae; Streptophyta; Magnoliopsida; Asparagales; Asparagaceae.